AUGAAGUUCACAGCAAUCACCGCGGCUCUUGGCCUCUUCCUCACCGGCGUCACCGCCUUGGACAAGCCAUUGGACAUUCAAGUCCUCUCAGCUUCCAACUGCGCAGAGAAGGACCAGACGAAGCCAGGCGACAAGAUCGACAUGCACUACCGCGGCACCCUCGAAGAGACCGGCUUCGAGUUCGACGCCUCUUACAAUCGCAACCAACCUCUCAACUUUGUUCUGGGCAAGGGACAGGUGAUCAAGGGAUGGGACGAGGGCCUGAAGGGCAUGUGCAUUGGUGACAAGAGGAAGCUUACGAUUCAGCCUGAGUACGGAUACGGUGACCGCGGUGUGGGACCGAUCCCCGGCGGUGCGGUCUUAAUCUUCGAGACAGAGCUGGUGGAUAUCAAUGGACAAGCAGGAAAGAAGGCGAAGAAUGAUGAGCUCUGA
Messenger RNA from Zasmidium cellare ATCC 36951, 432 nucleotides. RefSeq lists its product as uncharacterized. The transcript has 2 exons. Lineage: Eukaryota; Fungi; Ascomycota; Dothideomycetes; Mycosphaerellales; Mycosphaerellaceae. Gene Ontology annotation, molecular function: peptidyl-prolyl cis-trans isomerase activity. Gene Ontology annotation, biological process: protein peptidyl-prolyl isomerization. Bases 1 to 432 code for a protein of 143 amino acids. The record is from RefSeq and is a predicted model, not a curated record.